Pectinophora gossypiella (pink bollworm) is the source of this 424-nucleotide messenger RNA. It is a transcript of the gene mRpL33, whose product is annotated as 39S ribosomal protein L33, mitochondrial. Gene Ontology annotation, biological process: translation. The record is from RefSeq and is a predicted model, not a curated record. The coding region runs from base 140 to 340 and encodes 66 amino acids. Lineage: Eukaryota; Metazoa; Arthropoda; Insecta; Lepidoptera; Gelechiidae. The transcript is spliced from 3 exons. Gene Ontology annotation, cellular component: mitochondrion.
UCAUUCCCCAAUAUGUCAGUGUCAGUAGUACUGUCAGUCAGCUGGCUGUUUAUAAAAUAUUAGUUUUAGACAAAAAUACGCGAAUAUCCUUAUAAACAAUUUAAAUUCUGCGGGCAUCUAAUUAUAUUAUUGUACAGUCAUGUUUUUGACUAAUGUUUUAUUCAAGAAAGCGAAAAGCAAACUUAUAAUGGUAUUGAUGGAGAGUGCGGUAUCGGGACACAAAUUUAUGGCUAUAAGAGAAAGGCUAGGGGACAAACUGGAGCUGUUAAGAUUUGAUCCUUAUAUACAACAGGAGAGUUUGUACAGAGAAAGGAAGAAAAUCAGAAGCAUAAAAUCAUAGACAGAUUCACCAAAUAUUAUUUUAUUGAUGUAAAUAGUAAAACAUAGAACAUUAAACAAUAGUGAAUAAACAAAUCUUUGGAUA